Messenger RNA from Centruroides sculpturatus (bark scorpion), 3610 nucleotides. It is a transcript of the gene IntS3, whose product is annotated as integrator complex subunit 3-like. The record is from RefSeq and is a predicted model, not a curated record. Gene Ontology annotation, cellular component: cytoplasm. The coding region runs from base 125 to 3166 and encodes 1013 amino acids. The transcript has 30 exons. NCBI's taxonomy places the organism in Eukaryota, Metazoa, Arthropoda, Arachnida, Scorpiones, Buthidae.
AAUAGUGCAAUUGACCGGAACUAUAUUUGGAGCAUGUCGUAUUCUUGCGCACAAAAUGGCGCUAGUGUGUUAGGUAGCGUAUUACUAAGUCAGGCGAGAAAUGUACGAAUAAUCCUAUAUUAGGAUGGAAACGAACAAAAUUAAUCAAUCUAAAUUGUUCGUAACUACGCCGAUUGAAGCUAAAGACGAAUGGGAGGAGAAAUAUGAAAAAUGUUAUACUACACUACAAAGUUUAAUUACUGGAGUAUCAGAAAAAGAAGCUCAUGAUGCGUUAAAUGCAAGUGUUUGCAAGGCAUCUCAAAAUCAUGAAGAAGUUAGUUUAGGUUUAUUAGUUGCUCUUUUAACAGAACCACCAAAUGCUUCCAGGUAUUACAGAGAUUUAACUUAUAUUACAAGAGAUGGACUAAGUUUAGUACAGCAAAAUGUCUCUCACAUUAUUUCUGAAAAAUAUUCAAAGCUCCAAGAAACAUGUAGAACCCAGUUAAUUUGGAUGAUUAAAGAAAUGAUUAAAAAUUCUGUAGCUGGUGUUGAUCAACUUUGUUUUAUAUUGUUAAGACAAAUUGCAGGUGGUGACAUAUCACAUAAAAACAUUUGGUUAGCAGAAUCUAUGUUGGAUAUGUUUGUUGAAAACAGAGCUUGGGUUGAAAGGAAUCCUGUUUUACUUGCUACUAUUGUUUAUACAUACCUUCGCCUUAUUGUGGACCAUGGAUGCCAAUCUUUAUUAACUUUAAGGCAACGAGAAGUAGACUUUUGUAUUUUAUUACUAAGAGAAAGGUUUGUUGAAUGUAUGAUGAUUGGUCGAGAUUUAGUGAGGCUGUUACAAAAUGUUGCAAGGAUACCAGAGUUUGAAAGGCUAUGGAAAGAUAUUUUAUAUAAUCCUUCAUCUUUAGCAUCAACUUUUACAGGUGUUUUACAAUUAUUACAAUCUCGAACUUCUAGAAGAUUUCUUCAAUCAAGGUUAACUCCUGAUAUGGAAAGGAAAAUAUGUUAUUUAACAUCCCAAGUGAAAUUUGGUCAACAAAAAAGAUAUCAAGAUUGGUUUCAAAGACAGUAUUUAGCAACACCUGAAAGCCAGUCUCUUCGCUGUGAUUUAAUUCGUUACAUCUGUGGAGUUAUUCAUCCAUCAAAUGAAGUUUUAUGUUCUGAUAUCAUUCCACGUUGGGCCGUUAUUGGAUGGUUAUUAACAACUUGCACAUCUAAUGUGGCUGCAUCAAAUGCAAAGUUAUCACUAUUUUAUGAUUGGUUAUUUUUUGAUCCAGAAAAAGAUAAUAUUAUGAAUAUUGAACCUGCUAUUCUUGUAAUGUACCAUUCCAUGAGACCACAUCCAGCUAUUACUGCAACAUUACUUGAUUUUCUCUGUCGAAUUAUGUCCAAUUUUUGUGUGCCUCUUGCUAGAGAAGUUAGACAGGGUAUUUACACAUCAUUAAGACAGAUAUUAGAAAAAAGAGUUUUACCGUCCUUAUCUCCGCUUUUUGAUAAUCCAAAACUUGAUCGAGAAUUACGCUCAAUGAUCAGAGAUUCUUUUGCAGAAUUUUGUACAUUAGGAGAAGGAAAACCUGAAGAACCAAUACCUAUCAGAGAACCUGUAGAAGUACUGAAUGAUGGAAAUUUUAAUUCUACACCAAAUAAUAAUGAAAAUGAAGCUCAGUUUAGUGAGGAUGAAGAUGAUAUUCCUUUAGGCAAACUUCGCAUUCGGGAUAUGAAGUUUAGGCCAAUACGUGAAUCAUCAAAGGUUGAACAAAUUAACAUCAAUGAUCACAUUGAACAAUUAAAUGGAGAUGUGAAAACAUUAGUAUUAAAUCUUCAAAAUGAGAAGGAUAGUGAAAUAAAAUGUGAAAUAAUGGAAAAAUUACUUCAAGCUGUUUUACAAGAGGAAGAUUUUGAUCAAGAUUCUGCAUCUACUUUGGGACUCUGUUUAGCACAAAUUCUAAAUGAAGAAUUUGUUCGAAAAAUAUUUCCUCAGGAGAUGGAUGAUGAAACGUUAGAAGAUUCGAUGGGAACACCUUUAUUUGUGAUGUUUCGAAAUCUUUGUCAAACUCCUGAAGAGGAUCCUAGUAGACAACCUCUUUUAAUGAUUUUAGCAGAAAUGACGACGCAUCAACAGCGUUUAGGAUAUCUUCUUUUAUAUUUUCUUAAAGCAAGCAAAGUUCAAGAUAAUAGAAUGUCAUCCUAUAGGGAUUAUGUAAAAAGUUUGGAAUCAAAAGAUUUAGCUACAUGUUUACUUAGUGAUUUAAGGUUAUGUCAGGAGGAUGAUGUUAGGAUGUUUUGUUAUAUUAUACCAGACAUUUACACUCAGUUUCCAAAUAUUGCCAUUGGAAAUGCUGAAUUGUUAAAUCUUAUUGUAUCCUGUAUAGAUCCAACUCAGCUUCAAGAUCUUGUUUGUCAUAUUCUUCAAGGCAAUAUGGUAAUGUUUCGCAAAGACUCGUUUUUAUCUGUUUUAAAUGCCAGUUUAGAAUGGGAAUCUUUCGAACAGUUUUGUUUGUGGCAAUUAAUUGCUGCUCACAAUAUUCCUCUUGAUUAUAUACUUCCGAUAUUACCAAAAUUAGAAUUUCAAGCGCAUGCUGAAGCACUUACAAGUAUAUUGCUGUUAUUAAAACAAGAGAAACCAACAGCAGAAUUACUGAAACACAUCAUGUGUAGGGACGUUAAAUUAAAUGAUCAGUUUGUUGUAUCUGUCUUAAAAUAUUGGUCUCAAGAGCAUGAAGAAAAACUUGCUGAAUUAAUUGGGUCUCAACUUUCAAAAUCUGGUUUAACUCCUAAUAAAAGGAAAAGGCAGCAAGUUACUAAAUCACAAGGUCCAACUGUUGAUCAAACUUUAGCACAUCUUGAUCAGUUAAGGCAAAAUUGCAAACAAACAUCAUUUUUUAAUCAAGAAACUGUACAGUCAUCAUUAAUUCAAGUUCAGUCAUCAUGUUCAGAUGCUCAGAAAUCCAAAUACAGUGAUUUAUUUGCCUUGGUUGAAGAUAUUGAUGAUAUCAAAGUUUCUAAAUCAGUAAGAACAGGAGGUAGGGGGAAAGGCAUUGGGCCUAAAAGUACAGCCAAGUCGAAACAGUUAACUGUAGAUUCUGAGAGUGAUAUGGAUAGCAGUGAGGAUGAAGAAACAUUGAAACCCAAACCACCUAGGAAAAAAAAACGAACAGUUGGUGUGGAAUUUGAUAGUGACUGAUAUUGUUGAAUACUGUAUAGAUACAGUUAUAUACUAGCCCAGAUAUUCUGGAUAAUAAAUGUCAUCAGUGUGCAAGGAGUUCAUUUCCAUUUGUAAGCUUCAUCAUUGUUACAAACUUCAUUAAAUAUCUCCUUGUUUCACGGACUUUCAUCAAAGGGUGGAAGAAACAAAAACAAAUCAGUUCAGCAUUGUGCAACGGGAUCAAAGUGACUUUAUAUUUGAAACUGUUGAAUAAAAAAAAAACUGAAUUAUUGGUGAAACAUCCUGUUUAUACUAAAGAACUAUGGAAUGUUGAAGCUGAUAGUUCUCAAAUUCAUUGUAACAAUCCAUGAAAACUUUCAUGUCUGUGUACAUACUAUUUGUGUGUCCAGCAAAAAUGUGCUCUAUUGUUUUUAAGGUAAACUUUUACAAAUAUUUAUUAAAAAAAUAAAUAAAAAAGAUAAA